Molecule: messenger RNA, 1485 nt
Organism: Puccinia graminis f. sp. tritici CRL 75-36-700-3
Lineage: Eukaryota; Fungi; Basidiomycota; Pucciniomycetes; Pucciniales; Pucciniaceae
Exons: 5
Coding region: 1-1485 (494 amino acids)
Biological process (GO): tRNA modification
Cellular component (GO): mitochondrion
Molecular function (GO): tRNA dimethylallyltransferase activity
Source: RefSeq, a predicted model, not a curated record
AUGAAACUCUCGGCCCGAUUGAACAUCGGAACCAUCAGAUUUACCAGAUCAAUCUCUGUCUACAGCCAUCCUCCGCCAGCUUAUCGACGAGCAAGAAGACGAGCCAUGGCCAAGCCGGAUCUGGUCGUCAUCCUCGGAACCACCGGGACCGGGAAAUCGAAACUGGCCAUCGAGCUCGCCAGCGCACUCAGUCCGACCAGAACAUCGGAAAUCAUCAAUGGCGACUCGAUGCAAGUCUACAAAGGACUCGAUAUCUUGACCAACAAAAUCACAUCCAAUGAGACCAACGGCAUCCCACAUCAUCUCAUGAGCUUCUUGGACCUGGAUCAGGAUUAUACCGUCGAAAGAUUCAGAGACGAUGCGAGUAAAAAAAUCACAGAAAUCGAUCACAAAGGUUCUUUACCAAUCCUUGUCGGAGGGACUGGUUAUUACAUCCAAAAUCUAAUCUUACCUGGCAGAUUGACCAAAGAUGUUCAGUCACCCGAUGCCCUCUCUGAGCUCAUGACGAAGAAAGACAUACAUGCGACCAAAUCGCCUGAUUUUAAUCAAUCUUCGAUCCUGGACGAUUCGGAAGAGAUUCUCGAGCGAUGCAGACAGAACGGGUUCGACCCCAAUCUGCUCGCCAGCCUAAAAUCCAUCUCGCUCGAUCAUUUACGACUAGUCUUCUUAUUACCCCAUCUGCCGCCCUUCUCGUCUCCCAAAGAGUUCCCACCGGAUUUCCCCAUCGAGCUCUUACCUCCGAAAUAUCAACCCCCUCAGGCUACCGCAGAAGACCUCUGCAUCGGUCUUCAUGAGGCACUCCAAUCUAUCGAUCCCGUGAUGGCCGGAAGAUGGCAUUGGAGAGACUUGAGAAAAGUUCGGAGAAGUCUCGAGGUCGCUCUGUGCUCCGGCAAACUUAUGAGUAACUUAGUUGCUGAACAAGACCAAAUCGAUAAUCGAGCAAGUGAAUCUCAAGAGGAGAGGAUCCCUUAUCGCACAUUGGUUUUCUGGUUAUAUUCAGAAACCGAACAGCUGCUGCCUAGGUUGGAUGCUCGAGUGGAUAAAAUGAUUGAAAACGGUCUCAUGAACGAGGUCAGAGACUUGAAAAUAAUGCGAGGGAGAUUGACUGAAGGCAACCAAACUCGGACCGAUUUUUCUCGAGGCCCAUUCCAAGCCAUUGGAUAUCGGGAAUUUGAGUCACUACUAAGCACCACAGAUGCUGACUCAGAGCCAGAACCAUUACAAUCAAAAAAGCUUGCGGAAGCGACAGAAUUGACGAAGAUUGCAACCCGACAAUACGCUAAAUCACAAGUCAAGUGGAUGAAAAAUAAGUUCUUACCUCAACUGAACAAGUUUGGAUCUUCUUCCGAAACUCUAGAUCCUCCGAACAACGCCGAGUCACACAUGAUGACUUACAUUUUGGAUGCUAGUAGGGUGGAUGAGUGGGACCAGAACGUCCUGAUCCCCGCUCAAAAUAUCUUAUCUGGUACGUCUCUCCCACCCUAA